Messenger RNA from Vitis riparia (riverbank grape), 3324 nucleotides. Its product is annotated as G-type lectin S-receptor-like serine/threonine-protein kinase At4g03230. The transcript has 8 exons. Bases 87 to 3149 code for a protein of 1020 amino acids. Lineage: Eukaryota; Viridiplantae; Streptophyta; Magnoliopsida; Vitales; Vitaceae. The record is from RefSeq and is a predicted model, not a curated record. Gene Ontology annotation, molecular function: ATP binding; protein serine/threonine kinase activity. Gene Ontology annotation, biological process: protein phosphorylation; recognition of pollen.
UGGUUGUUGACAGAAAACAUUGGGGAUUAAUUCAGCAGCAGCCUCAACCAUAGCUCCAAGUGAAGAAGGGAAGUCUUAACUACCUAAUGGUAAUCAAAAGAAGAAGAAUUGCAAUUACAUGGUCAACAACAAUUCACAUGGUAUCUACCAUCUUCAUCUUGUACCCAAUAUUGUUGUGUUGUUGUCAAACAUGUGCAGCAAGAGAUACCAUAAGGCAGAAUGAUCCGAUCAGUGAUGGUGAUGGAGAAACUCUCUUGUCUGCUGGUAAGACAUUUGAAUUGGGGUUCUUCACCCCUAAUGGGAGCUCUAGUCACCAAAGAUAUGUUGGUAUAUGGUAUUACAGGUUGGAGCCGAAAACCGUUGUGUGGGUAGCCAAUAGAAACGACCCACUGCCUGAUUCCACUGGAGUUUUGUCCAUUCAAGAUGGUAACCUCGUGUUGAAUUCGAAUGGAAGAGGGAGACCUUUCUGGUCAACCCCUCUCCAGAAAUCGUCAUCCACAGAAAAGGUAGCGCAGCUCAUAGAUUCCGGGAACCUGGUUCUGAAGAAUGAUCAGCUGCCAACAAGUCUGUGGCAAAGCUUUGGAAACGCAACUGAUACUUUUCUUCCAGGUAUGAAGAUGGAUGGCAACUUGGUGUUGACUUCAUGGAAAAGCAGCAGUGACCCGGGUUCGGGGAACUUCACUUUCAGGAAAGAUCAAGUAGCACAGAGCCUGUACAUCAUCCAGAAUGGGCCUAAUACAUACUGGAAGAGUGGGAUACCAGAUGAUUCCAUUACAUCCGGUCGGGACCAUAAUAUUUAUUCUGAAUUAUCCAAAAUGUUAUCAAAUUCCAGCAUUAAUAGUAGCCAACCAAAAACCUCUUUUCAUUAUAGGAGGUUGGUGAUGAAAUUUUCCGGCCAGAUAGAGUAUCUACAGUUCCGUAAUCAGACGGGCUCUUGGCAUUCGCUUUUGAAGGAACCAAAAGACAGAUGCGAUGGGAAUAAUCCCUGUGGGAGUUUUGGCAGCUGCAGUACUAGAAAUAGGAUUUUGUGCAGGUGUUUGCCAGGAUUCCAACCAAAAUUUCCAGCAAAGUGGAAUGGUGGAGAUUUUUCGGGGGGCUGUAGAAGAAUUUCACCCCUGUGCAGCAAGAAUGACACUUUUUUGAGGCUAGAGAAGAUGAGAGUGAAAAAAUCAGACACACAGUUCAACACUACAAAUGAAAAAGAAUGCGAAAAUUACUGCAACAGAGACUGUAACAACUGCCAGGCUUAUGCCUAUGUUGAAGCCGAGACUCGUGCAGACACUGCCAUCUGUAUGAUUUGGGAGGAAAAUCUUAAUGACAUUCAGGAGGCGUAUUUGGAUGGCGGCCAUGAUCUCUAUGUGCGUGUGGCAGUUUCUGAUAUAGAACCGAUGGGAAGAAAUUGUAAGAUUUGUGGAACUAAUAUUAUCCCAUAUCCGCUAAGCACCGGAACUGACUGCGGUGAUCCCAAGUACUUGAGUUUCUACUGUAAAAACUCCACAGGCCAAGUUAUUUUUAUGAGACCGAAUAACACAUCUUACCAAGUCACUAGCAUCAGGCCAGAAGCAAAAGAAUUUUCCAUUCAACUUGGUGAAGAUAAUUGUAUAGCAAGUAGCGAUGCCAUGAAGAAACUUCUGGAGUUCAACCAGGACUCACCAUUUUUGGUGAAAAGUGGGUGCACGGCAGAGAAGAGUACUUCUAGUUUGUAUCCAUUUUCUGAUGCUGAAUGGUUACGCGAAAUACAGAUUGAGUGGAGACCUCCAUUGGAACCAAUCUGUAAUUCUACUGAAGACUGCAAGUACUGGCCUCAUUCAAAUUGCAAUACAACAGGAGAUGGACAGAAAAGGUGUCAUUGCAAAAUAAACUAUCAGUGGGAUCCCACAAAUGUCAGUUGCAUUCCAGUAGAAGCAGGUCCUUCACAGAGAAAGCAGCAGCCAUAUGUGAUCUUCAUUGGGAGUGUUGUAGCUGUGAUUGUUAUCUCAUGCUUCACUGUCUUUAUAUAUUAUUUGAGGAGAAGAAGGGUGUCAGAGAUGCAAGAACACAGGGGAAGUAUUCAAGGAAAUCCAGUGCUUCAUCUGCGUCACAGUGAGAGACGAGUCAAAGACUUGAUUGGCUGGGGCCAGUUCACAGAAGAUGACAGGGAAGGCAUAGAUGUACCAUUUUUUGAUCUGGGAAGUAUACUAGCUGCUACAAAUAAUUUGUCAGAUGCAAAUAAGCUAGGGCAAGGAGGUUUUGGCCCAGUAUACAAGGGGAGCUUUCCAGGAGGACAAGACAUUGCUGUGAAGAGGCUCUCAAGUGUUUCAGGACAAGGACUAGAAGAGUUCAAGAAUGAGGUUGUGCUGAUUGCCAAACUUCAGCAUCGAAAUCUUGUCAGACUUUUGGGCUAUUGUGUUGAAGAAGAUGAAAAGAUAUUACUCUACGAGUAUAUGCCAAACAAAAGCUUAGACUCCUUCAUAUUUGACCGAACGCUUCGCUUCUUAUUGAACUGGGAGAAACGCUUUGACAUCAUUUUGGGGAUAGCUCGCGGGCUUCUUUAUCUUCAUCAAGAUUCUAGGCUGAGGAUCAUUCACAGAGACCUGAAAACAAGCAACAUUCUGCUGGAUGAGGAGAUGAAUCCCAAAAUUUCGGACUUUGGCUUGGCAAGGAUUUUUGGGGGCAAACAAACUGAAGCAAGCACAAACAGAGUAGUUGGAACUUAUGGCUAUAUGUCUCCAGAGUAUGCACUAGAUGGCUUCUUUUCCAUUAAAUCUGAUGUUUUCAGCUUCGGUGUUGUUGUACUCAAGAUCAUCAGCGGGAAAAGGAACACUGGAUUUUAUCAGUCUCAACAAGCUUUAAGCCUUCUGGGUUAUGCAUGGAGACUGUGGCAAGAGAACAAGGCAUUGGACUUGAUGGAUCAGUCACUGCAUGAAACAUGUGAUGUUGCUGAAUUUUUGAGAUGUGUAAAUGUUGGGCUCCUCUGUGUUCAAGAAGACCCGAGCGAUCGUCCUGUCAUGUCGAAUGUAGUUUUCUUGCUUGGCAGUGAAACUGCAACUCUUCCAACUCCUAAACAACCAGCUUUUGCUGUGAGAAGAGGGGUUUUCAGCACAUCUUCUUCAUCUAGUAAACCAGAGACAUGUACCAAUGAGUUAACAGUCAGUGUAGACGGCAGAUAAAGGAGGAGGUCAUCUCCACAACUACUCUCGGUACUCUCUAUUUAUCAAUGUUGAGAAUAUUCUUGUUCUACAGAGCGAAUUUUACUGGAAGGUAUUACUUCUUCGCCAUUAAAUGUGAACUUUUUAUGAUAAUAAAUUAGGCGGCGGGGCAAUUUCAUUAGGGAUGGGAGAGAAA